GUAGGGUGCAAAAGAAAUCGGAAUACACUUCGCUACACUUUACUCCCACCCAAAAGGACCAAGCUGAGGCUGCAGUGUCAACAUGGCCCUCCGAUUUGCAGGAUGGGUUGUCCUGCUCUACAUAUAGGACUGCGCUAUCACCACACACAGCAAUGAACAGAGAGAGAGGGAGAGAUCAGUGAAACAACAAGAGAGAAAAAGAGAGAGAGAGAGAGAGGAAGAAGUGGUGUAUCACUGGGAAUCUUAAUAAGUGAGACCAAAGGAUACAGGAUGAAAUUCAUGUUCAGCAGAAGAACAAAACAAUGACAGACUGUGGUUUUGAGAGGCAGUUUGUGGAUGCUCAUAAUGACUAUCGCAGCAAGCAUGGUGCCCCGCCCCUAGCUCUGAGCAGAGACCUGUGUAACUCCGCCCAGAAAUGGGCAGACCAUCUUCUGUCAAUCAAAAGCCUGAAGCACAGCUCCACCAAUCACGGAGAAAACCUUUACUUCGCAUACAGCUCAACCCCCAAAAAACCUGUUGGGAAGGAUGCAGUGGACAGUUGGUACAGUGAAAUCAAAGAUUACCACUUCAAUAAGCCUGGCUUCAGCUCCGGUACAGGUCACUUCACCCAGGUGGUUUGGAAGGACUGCAGCGAGGUAGGUGUGGGCCUGGCCACAGAUGGGCAAACGAUCUUUGUAGUGGGCCAGUACCACCCAGCUGGCAACAUGUGCAACGCGGGCUACUUUGAGAAGAAUGUCCUACCACUGGGUAGCUCCACCUCUAGAGCCCCCAAAUGUUUCCCCAUAGCCGGAGAAGGAGGGGGCCUGAGUGUACCCCAGUCUAAAAUUGGCAGAUCCUCUUCACCUACAUAUAAAGCUCCUCCUCAGGCGAACGGCACUGACCUGGGCCAGUUCCACAGAGACUUCCUACGGGCGUGUAACAACCAGCGGAUGGCACACGGAGCCCCAGCCCUCACACUGGACCCAGCCCUGAGUCAGGGGGCGCAGGCAUGGGCAGAAACUCUACUGGGAGAGCGGGUGCUGAAGAACUCAUCCUCCCCCCAUGGUGAAAAUAUCUGGGCCAAGACGGGGUCAGCGGGCAUCACUGCUACGGGUCAAGAGGUGGUGGACACCUGGUACAAACAAGAGGAGAACUAUGACUUCUCCAAACCAGGACAUCAGGACAAAACAGGGCAGUUCACACAACUGGUGUGGCGUAGCUCCAAGGAGGUGGGCGUCGGCAUGGCAAACAGUGGCACGGGGAUGCUCUUCGUGGUGGCACACUUUAAACCGGCUGGCAACAUCAGCAACCCUGGUUACCACGCUCAGAAUGUGAUGCCAAAAGGGUCGAAAAUUACCGAUAAGCCAGUGGAGGUCGUCACUUCGGGAAUGCAGGCGUUGGCCGUGAACUCACUGUCAGCCAAUGAGCUUGGCCAGUUCGGCCAGGCCCUUCUGAAGUCUCUCAACCAAUACCGGAGCCAGCACGGGGCAUUACCUCUGGUGCUAAGCCCUGCCCUCACUAGGGAGGCCCAGGAUUGGGCGGCUCACCUGGUGAGCAUCAACACACUGAUGAAUAGCUGCAAAGGCCACGGGGAGAACAUAUUCUACUGCUCUGGCUCCAGCACAGCGACCCCUACUGGAUCAGAUGUGGCCGAGUCUUGGUACAAGGAGAUUGAGAAGUAUAACUUCUCAUCCCCUGGUUUUCAGAGUGGAGCAGGUAAUUUCACUCAAAUGGUCUGGAAGUCCUCAAAGCAAGUAGGCGUGGGUUUGGCAACCAGUGGGCGGGGCACGUUUAUCGCCGUGGCGUUCUACGAUCCAGCGGGCAACAUCACCAACCCAGGCUAUUUCCAUGACAACGUGAAAACCAAAGGAAGCAAAACUUUAGUCUGAGCCAUAUAUAUGUAGUAUGUAUGCCAGCACUCCCAAAGGUUUCUAUAGGAACGGGUGCUUAUCUGGGCAAACACAUUGUUGCUGUUAUCUUUGGUUGUUCCUAUGAUUUGUCCUCUUUUGGAAGGCUAAGAAUCUUUUUUUGUUAGUUAAUUGUUUUCCAUAGAUGGCGCCAUUCGAACACGCCACGCAGCUGCCAGGAGCCAUCAGUGUAGACGGCCGUUGCGCCGUCUUAUGCGAGACAAACCUGACCUUAACUUUUUUAACUUCUAUCUCAAAUGAUACCCUUACAUUGUGAUUUUCUAACCAACAACAGUAAUUUGGGAAAUCUGUAUAAAUGGCUUUUACGUUGUCUUAAUAGGAAAUCAUUUUAAUGGUUAUGGGUAUUUUUUCAUAACUGCAAUGUAAAAGUAAGAUUUUCACCGGACAGUUUCUUUUAUAAGUUAAUUUUUCUGUUACCUCAAGUUAUUUGUCUUUGUGGCCAAAGCAUAAACUGGAGAAAAAACUCCACCUCAAAUAGACAGUUUCAUAAAUGCUUGCUAUUUCCUCAUAGAACAUGAUGUCACGUUGGCUCGCUGUGCUGGCCAAUCAGUGGUCAACUUGCAUGAAAAUUUCUAAUGACCGGUAUACUCCCACACCAUUCUGUUGCUGGGGUAUGUCCACUCCAUUCAAACACAUAUAAUAAGGAUCUCUACAGAUCGGUGUCCUACCCGUGGGACGGUUGAGCUAAUGCGAUUAGCUGUAGGUCAUAUUUCGUCUGGAAACGCUGGACAGUUACUUAAAACCUGAAAUGUAAUGCCUUUAAUCUCGUGCACAUUUUUGUCAUUUACUGUCCAUGAAUAGAGAAAUGUCGCUUUUUAAAUGUAUUCAUUGAUGUUUAUCAAACAUGUUGACAUACAGACUGAGACUGCACUGUGUUGACAUACAAGGGGCAAUAAAUGGUGGAAUUAAA
Messenger RNA from Oncorhynchus masou masou (cherry salmon), 2817 nucleotides. RefSeq names its product GLI pathogenesis-related 2 (gene glipr2). The coding region runs from base 303 to 1868 and encodes 521 amino acids. Lineage: Eukaryota; Metazoa; Chordata; Actinopteri; Salmoniformes; Salmonidae. The record is from RefSeq and is a predicted model, not a curated record. The transcript has 14 exons.